AUGGCGUCUAAUGGAAUCACAGAAGAAACUGCCUCAAGAAUGGAAGAAGGUGCCUCCACUUGCACUGCAAAAAAAACCCUAAAGGAGGGCUUUGGUUUGUGCACAUCAGCUGUAUUUGUGACCACCACCCAAAAGUUGAUUGCAGAGCUGAUUGGCACAUACUUUAUAAUCUUCUCCGGCUGCGGCUCAGUUGCCGUUAAUAAGUUAUAUGAUGGUGUGGUCACAUUUCCAGGGAUUUGUGUGACAUGGGGUCUCAUUGUCAUGGUUAUGAUUUACUCUGUGGGUCAUAUAUCCGGUGCCCAUUUCAAUCCGGCGGUCACCAUCUCUUUCGCCGUCUUUCGAAAAUUUCCAUGGGCGGAAGUGCCGCUAUACAUAGCAGCCCAGGUGUUGGGAUCAAUUCUUGCCAGUGGCACCUUAUGUCUACUGUUUGAUAUAACUCCUAAAACUUACUUUGGAACUAUACCAGCUGGAUCUGAUAUGCAGUCUUUGAUAUUUGAAAUCCUCAUCUCUUUCCUCCUCAUGUUUGUCAUCUCUGGUGUUGCCACAGAUAAUAGAGCGAUUGGAGAGCUGGCUGGUAUCGCCGUUGGAAUGACAAUACUAUUAAAUGUCUUUGUUGCUGGGCCCAUUUCUGGAGCAUCUAUGAAUCCAGCGAGGAGUAUUGGGCCAGCUGUUAUUAGACAUACUUACAAGGGACUGUGGGUCUAUAUAGUUGGUCCACUUGUAGGUGUCAUGCUUGGAGGAUUUGCUUAUAACUUGAUUAGAUUUACAGACAAACCACUUCGAGAGAUAACAAGGAGUGGCUCAUUCCUCAAAAGCAUCUCUAAAAAUUGA
Messenger RNA from Cornus florida, 831 nucleotides. RefSeq names its product probable aquaporin NIP-type. The transcript is spliced from 5 exons. The coding region runs from base 1 to 831 and encodes 276 amino acids. The record is from RefSeq and is a predicted model, not a curated record. Gene Ontology annotation, cellular component: membrane. Gene Ontology annotation, molecular function: channel activity. Lineage: Eukaryota; Viridiplantae; Streptophyta; Magnoliopsida; Cornales; Cornaceae. Gene Ontology annotation, biological process: transmembrane transport.